AGAGUCAGUCUCGCGGAGGGCGGGUCAGCUGCACCUGGCAGACAGAACUCGGGGAGAAGUCUACCGGUUCUAAAGGACCCGUAUUUCCGCUGUGGUCGUGGUUCCGUCAGUCUCCCGUUAGCUCCCGUUAGCCGAACUGAAGCUCAGAGUUCGUGUGGAACCUCCUGAAGAACCCGCGGACUCUUUUAUCUCCGGUUCUGUCGGAUCACUGUGAAAUGGCGCCUCGCAGAGUCCCGGGCCGGCUAGCUGGAAGCUAACGCCGUCUGCAACUAGCUUUAGCUGCCAUUAGCUUCCCGUCGCGCUAUCUACCAGCGCACCGCUAGCGCGCUAACAGUGCUAAGCAGCUAGCUGUUGCUUGUUUGUUCUGGUGAAAAGACAGAGAAGAAGACGUCAGCAUGGACACACGGCCGCGGAGGAAAUAACCAGUUUCAGCCGAAGAAGUUGGUCGGUCAGCUCGCUGUGAAUCAGACUCUGCAGACCUUAAUCUGACCCCGGGUCAGAGCUUUACCUUCUCUGAGGAGCCCCGCAGCCGCCAUGCUGACCUAGAACCAGCUGUCUGUGCAGUGUGAAUAAUCCAGAGACCAUGUCUGAGAACCAGGCCAACAACAACAACGUCCCCCUGAACAACAACAACAACAACAUGGGACCCAACAGGAUCCGAAACCCCAACAUCAACCAGAACCCCCUCAUCAACGUCCGAGACCGCCUCUUCCACGCCCUCUUCUUCAAGAUGGCCGUCACAUACGCCCGCCUGUUCCCGCCGUCCUUCAGGAGAGUCUUUGAGUUCUUCGUCCUGCUCAAGGCGCUCUUCGUCCUCUUCAUCCUCGCCUACAUCCACAUCGCCUUCUCUCGCUCGCCCAUCAACUGUCUGGAGGUAGUGAGGGAGCGCUGGCCCCGUGACGGCAUCCUGCGGGUGGAGAUCCAGAGGAACUCCAGCCGAGCCUCCGUUUUCCUGCAGUACUACGACUCCACGGGCCUCCAGGAGGAGCUGGAGGCCGAGGGGGGCGGAGGAGGAGGAGCGGGCGGGCUCGGUCUGGCAGCGCUGCAGGAGGAAGAGGAGGACGAGGAGGAGAUGACCCUGGAGAUGUUUGACAACAGCUCAGUGCAGUUUGAGCUGGACAUCGAGCCGCGUCUGAAGCCGUCUCUGAUUGGAGGAGGUGGAGGAGGAGGAGGAGGAGCAGGAGGAGUGAACGACAGCCAGGACGUCUCCUUCAGCCAGACCACUAAAGGUAUGCAGCUGCUGAAGGACUCUCUGUCUGAGCUGGAGAUGAUGACCCGAGCAGUGUGGCCUCAGGAGGAGUACAUCGUGGAGUACUCGCUGGAGUACGGCUUCCUGCGUUUGUCUCAGAGCACCAGGCAGAGACUCAACAUCCCCGUCAUGGUGGUCACUCUAGAUCCCAUGAAGGACGAGUGUUUUGGUGACGGCUUCAGUCGCUUCCUGCUCGAUGAGUUUUUGGGCUACGACGACAUCCUCAUGUCCAGCGUGAAGGCGCUCGCCGAGAACGAGGAGAACAAAGGGUUCCUGAGGAACGUGGUGUCUGGAGAACAUUACCGCUUCGUCAGCAUGUGGAUGGCCAGAACCUCCUACCUGGCUGCCUUCGUCAUCAUGGUCAUAUUUACUCUGUCAGUGUCGAUGCUGCUCAGAUACUCUCACCACCAGAUCUUCGUCUUCAUCGUUGAUCUUCUCCAGAUGCUGGAGAUGAACAUGACCAUCGCCUUCCCAGCAGCCCCUCUGCUCACCGUCAUCCUGGCCCUCGUCGGUAUGGAGGCCAUUAUGUCGGAGUUCUUCAACGACACGACGACGGCCUUCUACAUCAUCCUCAUCGUCUGGUUGGCCGAUCAGUACGAUGCCAUCUGCUGCCACACCAACACCAGCAAACGCCACUGGCUGAGGUGA
Messenger RNA from Micropterus dolomieu (smallmouth bass), 1897 nucleotides. It is a transcript of the gene tmem259, whose product is annotated as transmembrane protein 259. Gene Ontology annotation, biological process: response to endoplasmic reticulum stress; positive regulation of ERAD pathway. The coding region runs from base 584 to 1897 and encodes 437 amino acids. The record is from RefSeq and is a predicted model, not a curated record. NCBI's taxonomy places the organism in Eukaryota, Metazoa, Chordata, Actinopteri, Centrarchiformes, Centrarchidae. Gene Ontology annotation, cellular component: endoplasmic reticulum. The transcript is spliced from 10 exons.